Penicillium brevicompactum is the source of this 1311-nucleotide messenger RNA. RefSeq names its product O-acetylhomoserine aminocarboxypropyltransferase/cysteine synthase family protein. Lineage: Eukaryota; Fungi; Ascomycota; Eurotiomycetes; Eurotiales; Aspergillaceae. The transcript has 4 exons. The record is from RefSeq and is a predicted model, not a curated record. Gene Ontology annotation, biological process: transsulfuration. Gene Ontology annotation, molecular function: transferase activity, transferring alkyl or aryl (other than methyl) groups; pyridoxal phosphate binding. Bases 1 to 1311 code for a protein of 436 amino acids.
AUGGCGGAGAAUCUCCACUUCGAUACUCUACAGCUUCAUGCUGGUCAUGAGCCGGACGGCACCACAAACUCCAGAGCUGUUCCAAUUUACGCUACCAGCUCCUAUGUCUUUAAUGACUCCGCUCAUGGCGCCAGGCUCUUUGGUCUCAAGGAGUUUGGAAAUAUCUACAGCCGCAUCAUGAACCCGACGGUGGACGUGUUUGAAAAACGCAUUGCGGCCUUAGAGGGCGGUGUUGCAGCCAUUGCCGCAUCAUCUGGCCAAUCCGCUCAAUUCAUGGCCAUUACGGCCCUCGCGCAUGCAGGUGACAACAUUGUUUCCACGAGCAACUUGUACGGUGGAACCUACAACCAAUUCAAGGUCAUGUUCCCGCGACUUGGAAUUACAACCAAAUUUGUACAGGGUGAUAAGGUUGAAGAUAUUGCGGCUGCAAUUGACGACAAGACCAAGGCCGUCUAUCUUGAGUCAAUUGGAAACCCUCGUUACAAUGUCCCUGAUUUCGAAGCCAUCGCUAAAGUUGCCCAUGAGAAGGGUGUUCCUGUUGUGGUUGACAACACCUUUGGUGCGGGUGGUUACUUUGUUCGUCCUAUUGAUCACGGCGCCGACAUUGUAGUCCACAGUGCAACAAAGUGGAUCGGUGGCCACGGCACCACGAUUGGAGGUGUGGUAGUUGACAGUGGAAAGUUCGACUGGGGCAAAAACGGUGCUCGUUUCCCCCAAUUCAUUGAGCCAUCCGAGGGAUACCAUGGUUUGAAGUUCUGGGAGACUUUCGGACCCAUUGCUUUUGCCAUUCGGGUUCGUGUUGAGAUCUUGCGUGAUGUUGGUUCCGCCUUGAAUCCAUUUGCUGCGCAGCAGCUCAUCCUUGGUCUCGAGACUCUGAGUUUGAGAUGCGAGCGACAUGCAACCAAUACCCUUGCUUUGGCGCAGUGGCUGGAGAAGAAUGAGAACGUGAGCUGGGUCUCAUACCUCGGAUUGGGGACCCAUCCAUCCCACGAGCUCGCAAAGAAGUAUUUGAAGCGUGGCUUUGGCGGCGUGCUGUCGGUUGGCAUCAAGGGUGGUGCUGCUAGCGGUGCACAAGUCGUGGAUAACUUCAAGCUGAUUUCAAACCUUGCCAAUGUUGGUGACUCCAAGACCCUGGCCAUUCAUCCAUGGUCAACCACCCACGAACAACUAUCGGAGCAAGAGCGCAUUGACUCUGGUGUGACUGAGGAUGGAAUUCGCAUCUCGGUUGGCACAGAGUAUAUUGGGGACAUCAUUGCCGACUUUGAGCAGUCAUUCCAGGCAUCAAAGGCUGUGCCGGACCGCACUGCUUGA